ACCGAGGGACCACUGUAUAUAUAUAUACCCCCUGUAUAAUUUUUUUCUUUCUUUUUUUUUCUUCCUAAUCAUAAAAUUCAUGAGAAACUUUCACACCAAUGAGUGUGAGUGUUGACUCUGAUGAUGUGUACAGGGUGCACUAGCAGAGAACAUAAUGCAGCAGGGGGCAGAAGUCGGGUGGUGGGUGGUGCUGCAAAACUGCCAUUUGGCCGAGUCAUGGAUGAUGCGCCUCGAGAUACUCUGUAGCCAGAUCCUUCAGUCUGACUCAACGCACCCCAACUUCCGUCUGUGGUUAACCAGCUACCCAUCUCCUGCCUUCCCUGUAUCACUGUUGCAAGAUGGCAUCAAGAUGACUAAUGAGCCCCCGCGUGGUCUUCGAGCCAACUUGCUGAAGUCUUACCACAAUGACCCUAUCAACGACCCAGAAUUCUUCAAUUCCUGCCAUAAUCAACGACCCUUCCAACGACUUCUCUAUGGCCUGUGUUUCUUCCAUGCACUCAUCCAGGAACGCAGGAACUUUGGUCCCCUUGGCUGGAAUGUUCCAUAUGAAUUCAAUGAGUCGGACAUUCGUAUUAGCGCGAAGCAACUCCAGGUAAAAUUAUUUAUAGCUUAAUAAGCAGAGAUUAGACAACAACCUGAGCAGUAUGAGUCUUAAGCACAAGGAAAGUGUUAGUUAAUCUUAAAAAAAUUUCAUACAACAAAUCUGGUCUUGAAUAAGCUUACACUCAGUGUUGUUAG
Molecule: messenger RNA, 738 nt
Organism: Homarus americanus (American lobster)
Lineage: Eukaryota; Metazoa; Arthropoda; Malacostraca; Decapoda; Nephropidae
Product: dynein axonemal heavy chain 12-like
Exons: 2
Coding region: 155-613 (152 amino acids)
Biological process (GO): microtubule-based movement
Cellular component (GO): dynein complex
Molecular function (GO): dynein intermediate chain binding; dynein light intermediate chain binding; minus-end-directed microtubule motor activity
Source: RefSeq, a predicted model, not a curated record